AUGGGAACAGCGAGGGACGGUUCAGUGUAUCUUUGCCAGCCUACAACAAUCUGCAAAGGAGUUGCAGAAAAGCCUCAUGUUCAUCGAGCCGUAUGGGCAAGAAAACUGUUCCCAUUUAUACUUUUCUACAGCGGGUUUAAAAUUCUGCAGCUGAGGUCUUGAAGAUGCAGAAGGGUACAGUAUGUGGUGCAGAACGCAGUGUGUAUAAACUAAUUUUUUCCUUGGAUUUCUUUUGUAUUUUUGUUUUGUAUUUCUUUUCAAUGUUUCAUAUUUGUUAAAGGCUUGGCUGGAACAUUUGUCUGAAAUGUUUACAGUUCUUAUCACAGCCUUGAUAGCAGUCUUUCCCGUAGAGUCAUAUGCUUUGAAAUGUAAUGAACACUUGAAACUUAUGGUAGCUCUGUUCACACGAGUUAAUUGAUACAAUGAUUUCAUAGUCACUUACCUGUGUUGUGCCCCUAUUAUCUUUAUCUCAGAAUGCCCCACAUUUAAGGAGUGGGCAUUGAGCCUUAUCUCAAGUUAAACUGAGCUGAGGCUCUGAAAUCGUCCUAUGUUUUUUUAUUGAGACUUGGGUAAGGUAAGCACAAAGAAUAACAGGAAGUGCCAUAUAAAUGCAGAGCGAGCCACAUCUAACUUCUUUUUUCUUUACACAGAAAAACAUAAUAAAUGUAGUCCAGCAGAGGCACAAUAUUUAUUUAUGUUAAAAUAUAUUGUUAUACCCUUGACAAUCAGAAAUAAAACAGUUGGUUUUCACUCGUUUAGGUGGGCACAUAAUCAUUGUAUGCAGUUUUAGUGACACAUAUCUGCCCAUUGUAAUGUUUUGCAAUCACAGUAAUGUAUGUUAAACACUGGAUAUCUCGCCCUUGAUAACAAAUAUGUGAGGUCUUUCUCAUUGGUUGUUUUUUGGACUGUUUCAGGGGAUGAGACGCGACAGAGGGUCAAGUUCACUGAUGAUCGAGUCUGCAAAAGUCAUCUUCUAAACUGCUGUCCGCAUGACAUCCUGUCUGGAACUCGUAUGGACCUGGGGGAGUGCACCAAGAUCCAUGACCUGGCACUUCGGGCAGAUUAUGAAAUUGCUUCCAAGGAAAGAGAUCUGUUCUUCGAGCUUGACGCGGUGGAUCACCUGGAGACGUUCAUUGCCGACUGCGACCGGAGGACAGAGCUGGCCAAGAAGCGCCUGGCUGAGACCCAGGAAGAGAUCAGUGCUGAGGUGGCAGCAAAGGCAGAGAAGGUUCAUGAGCUGAAUGAGGAAAUAGGUAAACUCCUGGCUAAGGCUGAGCAACUCGGAGCUGAAGGCAACGUGGAUGAGGCCCAGAAGGUCCUGCAGGAAGUGGAGAAAGUCCGCACUAGGAAGAAGGAUGCAGAGGAAGAGUACAGAAACUCUAUGCCGGCCUCCAGCUUCCAGCAACAGAAGCUUCGUGUGUGUGAGGUGUGCUCCGCUUACCUGGGUCUCCAUGACAAUGACCGUCGUUUGGCCGACCAUUUUGGUGGGAAGCUUCACCUGGGCUUCAUCCAGAUCAGAGAGAAACUGGACCAACUAAAGAAAACUGUGGUUGACAAGCAGGAGAAAAGGAACCAGGAACGCUUGAAGAGACGAGAAGAGCGGGAGAAAGAGGAAAGGAUGAAGAAGAGGACCAGAUCACGGAGCAGAGAGCAUAGAAGAUCUCGUUCUCGUGACCGCAGAAGGAGGCGCUCACGCUCCACAUCACGAGACAGGCGCCGCUCGCGCUCACGCUCCAGGGAGAGGAGAAGGAGGCAUCGCAGCCGAUCCCGCUCUCGCAGCCGAGGACACCGCCACAGCCACGAGCAGAGCUCCAGACACAAGUCGUCCAGGGACCGAGAGCGCUCAUCCAGAGACAGGUCACGGGAGCGAGACAGGAGGGACGGCAUGAACGGCAGGUCGGACUCCCGCCGGGCAGACGACAGGGACAUGGGGGACCUCUGAAGACCAAACUCCAUCCAUCACGACACACAAACCUCCUCCUGUCUCUCUCACCCGUCUGUCCAUUUAUAAUAACCCAAAUGUCACACACAGUCCUUGCCUUGCCCCCUUUGUUCUCCCGCCUGCCUCCUUUCUUUGCUUUGACAGUUAUUGCAGCCGACCCAGAGUGUACACGUACCUGAAAUAUUGUAUGGGCAAAAUAUUCUAGCAUCCAGAUAUAUCGAAGAUUGAAUUUGGAUGGAGGGGAUUAGUUACUGAUUGGUAGUGGAGAGUAUUGUUAAUACCCACAUCUGUGAUUUGGUGGCUGUCUGUAUCAAUACAUCCGAUGUCUUGUUAUGAAUGACCCUACAAUGAUUCCAACAGAAAAAGCAAACAUAAAUGGACUUGUCUGCUGGACUGAAGCAUAAAUGAUCCAUGUUCUUUUAUUACUAACUGAUGGUCUUUUGAUACUGAAUCUGUCUGAAUAUCUUAUAUAUCCGAACAUGUAUUGGGCCUACUGAUUGUUGUGGUCUGAAAAGCUUUGUCCUAUCAAAAAUUUUUUUCACGUCAUCUCCCUUUAAAGAUUUAAAUUUCACCAGCUGGUUGACUGCGGCUGUUAUCGACAGCUCGAGUGCAGUUCAUGAAUGUCUGUCCACAUUUUUAAUUGUCCAGUACAUAGUUUGCUAAAGCCCAGUUAAAGUUUUAGGAACCCAGUUCAAAACCAGAAGGUUUUAGAGUUGCGAGUGUUAGUAUCAAUCCGUUCCCCAUUGUCCAUUUUUUUUUAAUUUUAAACAAAUCAAGUUUUAUUUUCUGCUGCCAGUAUUGAAGAGAAUCUGUUUGAGAGUUUGUGAGUAAAUGCUUGUUUUGAAUUGUGUUGGUGGCAAGUCUCUUUGUUGUAUAAUUUGUUUUCAUCUUGAUUUCUUUUAUUUAAAAUAAAUGGUAACAUCAGAGUUUGUCGGCAUAUGAAGCAGUAGGUUCACCGAUGUUUGGAAAUUUAAUGCUAUAACUGUACAUAACUUUUAUUUGUCUUUAUUUUGGCCCAAGUUGGACAAAAGUCCUCCAAAUACAUAUAUAUGAAAGCAAACAGAUUUUAAUGGAUGCAUUGCUUUACCUUAUGUGUGAAGUCAUAAUCUGUUAUGUUCUGCUGGAUCUCUUUCUUUCAUGUCUCGAUUAAAAAAAACAUCCCACCAUUUUAA
Messenger RNA from Plectropomus leopardus (leopard coralgrouper), 3114 nucleotides. RefSeq names its product LUC7-like (S. cerevisiae) (gene luc7l). Gene Ontology annotation, cellular component: U1 snRNP. Gene Ontology annotation, molecular function: mRNA binding. Gene Ontology annotation, biological process: mRNA splice site recognition. The record is from RefSeq and is a predicted model, not a curated record. Lineage: Eukaryota; Metazoa; Chordata; Actinopteri; Perciformes; Serranidae.